AUGCAGCCCUCCGAGUAUGAGAUCCAGCAGGAGGUCGAAGCUCUCCGUGAUAUCAGACGGCGUUCGACUGCGGGUGGACCUGGCUCCCUCAUCUUGGAUCCUGAUUUACCCAACGCUUCAUCUCCUACCUCCCCUGUGGGCUAUUGGACGCCUACAGAUGACUCCAGCAGCAGCUCUAAUGAGGACAGCAGCGAAAGCAGCCAUGUCAACGCCCAGGACGAUCCAUUCCAUCUCUUCUGGGUACCAGCGCGCCUACAUCCCGAGAUCGCACCCGCUGAAUUUCGCGCGUUCCUCAAAGAGCAUGCCCGCGCACCUGUGGACGAAGUGGGCGUCCUCGGGCGCUCUAGUACGAUCAGCUCAUCAAACAGCCUGAGCAGAAAGAAAUCCAUGCUGAGCAGGCAGUACAAACCUUCGGCGAACGAUGGCGUGGAAGACGAGAAGGUCAUCCCCAUCCGACGGAACCGAACGAGCGUAUAUGCAAAUUCCGGACCGCAGCUGACAAUCAAUGACCUACAGAAGCUGGAGGAGCUGGCAGAGGAGGCGUCGCAGAGUGAUGAUUCGUCACGAUUGAGGAGCGUGCUAAGGAGGAGCCUCAGUCUGAACGUCGCUCCGUCAGUCAUCGACCAGAUGGAUGACAUGCCGGACAUGGGCGAUGAUGCAGAUUCUCCGAUUAUCGUGCCCCGCCCCGGUCAAAUCCUACGUCGUGCAGCGCGCACCAAAAUCAGGAAGCCCGGCCAGACUGGGGAGGGUGCGCAUCGUUUCACAACGACGCGCAGCCGGCGCAAAUCCGUAACCCGUUCGGGGACUCUACCUCCUGAAGAAUCACGCACGUCGAGCGACAUGUCGUCGAGCGAUCAUGGCGAGGGCGACCUCAGUCUCCCCGAGCUCAGUUGGAAGACAGAGAUACCAGAAGUUCCCGAGGUCCCGCCAUUACCUCGACCAGAAUCAUAUAGUGAGGAGUCUUCGAUCUACGAUGCAUACGCCACGGAUGAUUCUGAGGACGUGGAACCUUUCACUUUGGUUACAACUCCAGAGCCUGCGCCCACAUUCGUUUUACCUCCACCUGUCGUCAUUCCUUCCCCCUCGCAUGUCCUAGAGCCUGUGCCCGAGGCUAUCUCCGAAUCCACAUUAUCGCCCAUCCUCCACCAUCCUCAGCCCCAGCGCGUUGUCCCUCCCGUAUCCGCACCGACCGUGCCACAACGGUCUCCGUCACCCGAACCUCCUUCAUCUGCGCGUACAAAUGAGAGUGUUACUCAACCUCGUGAAAGUACUUCAUCAUCUCGCCCAUCUUACGUUCCUUCACCGAGUGCGUCCGAGCAGCGGCGAGAGAAGGACAAGAAAGGAUUGUUUGGUAAAUGGGGCGGUGAUAAAGGUGGAAAGAAACACCACAAAGACAAGGAGAUUCGAGAUCGCGACAAGGAAAAGGAGAGCGGCUUCUUUGGUUCGCUGUUCGGGGCCAAGAAGAAGCAGGAGGAGUCUCCGCCGUCUCUUGGCAUCAGUACCAAUGGACGGGAGACAGCAGCAGCACUCCUCGGUGCGUCCAAAUCGUCCAAGAACUACGUUCCUCCACCCUCGCCGCAGCUCGCCAAUGCUUAUGCACGGUAUCCCAUUCACGUCGAGCGGGCGAUCUACCGACUGAGCCAUAUCAAGCUCGCGAAUCCGCGCCGACCAUUGUAUGAGCAGGUUCUAAUCAGCAAUCUGAUGUUCUGGUAUCUGGGCAUUAUCAACAAGCAACAGCAGCAGAAUCAGCCACAACCGAACGGAACUCCAGCACAAACGGCGGGCACUGCGGCUGAGGAUGAACAGAGCGAGCGGGAUCAGAAGGAGCGGGAAGAACGAGAGCGCGGAGAGAAAGAACGGCUAGAGAAGGAACAGGCAGAGCAGAAGAAAGAAUCACGUCGGGGCAGCCUCACCAAAUCGCCUGGCGGUGGUUCUCCUGUUCCUGGAGCGCGAAGAGCAGAAAUACCCGUACGAGGUCCACAGUACGAGAUGCAGCAUCGAGUUAUGGAACAGGAAUAUGGGUACGGGGCACCAGGCAACGUACCUGGCAUUACUCCCUCCAUGGCUCGCCCGUUGUCUGCCCCGGUAGGGGCCAAUGGCUCAAUGCUUGGAUACCCAGCAGCAUCUUCCAGUAGAACAUCCUCGAGUGCGCCGUCUCCGUAUUCUGUACAAUUGGUCCAGCCACAGCCACAGACCCCAAAUAACCGGUACUAUGAUAUGUCGCAGAGUCGCCAAUACCCCACGAUGGUGACAGGUACACCGCAGCUCCCACCUGGUGCGAUGUCGCCUGCCGCCGUUGAGCAGACAUGGCUGUCUUCAACUGGCUCCGCUCCGUCGGUCGCUCGAAAUCAUACCUCAUCCUCACCUCCACCACGGGCCACGUCUCCACCAUCUUUAUCUGCGCAAUCGAGUCCACGGCGUACGCGAUCGCCUCCAGCUGGGAACAGGUACACACCCGCGCAGGAGAAGCAACCAUAUAGCGGUCAAAGAGUACCUGGCCGUUCGUUGUCUGCCUCUGCAGUCCCGCCUGUGCCGCCGAUGCCACAGAUAAAUGGGAAAGUGAAGAAAGGUGCCAGUGCUCACGCAGUGGUGCAGCACCGGCACGGCAGCGAGGACGAGGAUGUCCCGCUGGCUGUGUGGCAGCAACAACAACGACGAAAGUAG
This is a messenger RNA of Sparassis crispa, 2664 nucleotides long. RefSeq lists its product as hypothetical. The record is from RefSeq and is a predicted model, not a curated record. Gene Ontology annotation, biological process: establishment of cell polarity; positive regulation of G2/M transition of mitotic cell cycle. The transcript is spliced from 2 exons. Gene Ontology annotation, cellular component: cytoplasm; cell septum. NCBI's taxonomy places the organism in Eukaryota, Fungi, Basidiomycota, Agaricomycetes, Polyporales, Sparassidaceae. The coding region runs from base 1 to 2664 and encodes 887 amino acids.